Penicillium riverlandense is the source of this 1758-nucleotide messenger RNA. RefSeq lists its product as uncharacterized. Bases 1 to 1758 code for a protein of 585 amino acids. The transcript has 5 exons. Lineage: Eukaryota; Fungi; Ascomycota; Eurotiomycetes; Eurotiales; Aspergillaceae. The record is from RefSeq and is a predicted model, not a curated record.
AUGGGUGUCCCGCGCCUUUCCUGGCUGGCCUACGGCCUUGCCUCUGCUCUCUUGGUCCAGGUCGGGUCUGCCGCAAAUCUAGAGCCUAUUGAUAUGCUUGGACAUGAGGAAGGUCUGCUGGUUGCCCGUCACAGUGAUUGCCACAAGCUAGAUCUUCAAAAGUCCGAGUCCUUUCUAUGGGGUGGAUACAGUGCAAACAACAAAUAUGCUCUCGGUAACUUCACGGUUUUUACGCCUGGAGAGCACGAAAACAUCAUCUCCAUGGAGAAGUUCUAUCCUCUAUUGAAGUCCACUGAGUGUACCAAGUCCAGCCUGACUAUGAACUUCGAGGACCAGAAGGCCUACCAACACGGAGCGAACACCUGGAAGUGGGUCGAUAAUCACAAAGAUAAUACCUUUCUGCUUGUGGCUGGGAAGGGCCACUGCGGGUGGAACGAAGACCGACUUCCUUUUAUUAUCAAUACUCUCUGGUUUGAUGAUCUGACCAACACUAUCACUGCCUUUGGCGAGGCCUCCGAUUGGAUUAACGCUACACAUUCGGCUGAGCUGUAUCUCGGCGGCCGCCCUGCCUCGAAAAAGCGGUUCUUGGACGACGCGACCUGGUCGUUCCCUGUCGCCGCAGACUUGCCGCUCAACCACAAAGAGUUUAAUAUUGGGGAGGCCAAGUUGACAUACGACUGCGAUGGCUGCGGUACGCACGGAGAGAUGGAAUUCACCUUCCACUUUGUAAAAACGCUGGGCGUCCCGCACGAUGUUGAACUCAUCAUCCAUCCUAACGGAGUGGAGGCAGUCUUCGAGCCGACCAUCAAAUUAGAGGCGGAUCUCACCGAUAAAAUUGAUGAGACGUUGCCUCUCGGGAGCAUCCCAAUCGGCGGGAUUUCUAUCGUUGGUGGUGUUGUGGACCUUGGCCCCGAGAUUGUUUUCGACCUUGUAUACGGAUUAGGUCCCCUCAAAGGCACUGCUUCAAUCACGGGUGGAGGUACUGCUAGCCUCCAGGAUUCAGCUGAGUUGACACUGGAUCUGCUCAACCCAGAUGUGUCUGCAGGCGGCUGGACACCACAGUUCGAAUCCAAGCCGAUCACACUCGACGCUGCUAUCAGUGGAGAUGUAAUGAUUGGACUCCAAGUAGGCAUUGAGCUGAGCAUCGAAGCGCUUGAUCAUGGAUUCGAGGUUGGCGUCAAACUCCAGCCUUACCUCGGUUCGACAUUCACACUGAUGGCGUCAACUGGCGAAACUUGUCCGAAUGCGAAAGGCAUGCACGAGGCCAUUAGCAUCGCAAACUCAGUUGGCAUCGAUCUCAUCGCGGAGGCAGGCGAGAAGGACAAAACCGAGAGCCCAUUCCUGUCUAAGGACCUCGCGUCAACGACUUGGGCACUUCCCGGCUUCUGUACCGGAUUCAGCGAUGGACUUAGUGUCCCAACCGGUACAUUUUCACCCAGCUCAUACUCGGUUCCCUUCUCGUCUUCCCCAACUCCUCGUUAUCUCACCUCUGUGCCUCCAUCCUCCUUCCCUUACCCUUUUGUCUCGUUUCCCACGCCCUCGUCCUGGGAUUGGCCUCCUGGCUCGCCACCUACAACCCGGCCAGAACCGCCGUCAUCUUCAUCUUCCGUGGUUGUCCCGCCACCAUCGUCCAUUACGCCUCCUCCGUUUACUUCCAGCCGCUGGUCGCCGCCGCCGCCGCACACCUCCAGCUCGAUCGUCCCAUUUGUCCGUAGGAGACAGGAGGCUCGCAGACAGCAGGCGUGGGUCCAUGAAUGA